AUGGACAAGUUCCGGAUGAUCUUCCAGUUCCUGCAGUCCAACCAGGAGUCCUUCAUGAAUGGCAUCUGCGGCAUCAUGGCACUGGCCAGCGCCCAGAUGUACUCGGCCUUCGACUUUAACUGCCCCUGCCUGCCUGGCUACAACACGGCCUACAGCGCGGGCAUCCUGCUGGCGCCACCGCUGGUGCUCUUUCUGCUUGGCCUGGUCAUGAACAACAACGUGUCCAUGCUGGCUGAAGAGUGGAAGCGGCCGCCAGGGCGCCGGGCCAAGGACCCAGCCGUGUUGCGCUACAUGUUCUGCUCUAUGGCCCAGCGUGCCCUCAUUGCACCCGUCGUUUGGGUGGCUGUCACACUGCUCGACGGCAAGUGUUUCCUCUGUGCCUUCUGCACCGCUGUGCCUGUGGCUGCGCUGGGCAAUGGCAGCCUAGUGCCUGGCCUGCCUGCCCCUGAGCUCGCCCGCCUGCUGGCCCGGGUGCCCUGCCCUGAAAUCUAUGACGGCGACUGGCUGCUGGCUCGAGAGGUGGCUGUGCGCUACCUGCGCUGCAUCUCCCAGGCACUGGGCUGGUCCUUCGUGCUGCUGACCACUCUGCUGGCAUUCCUGGUGCGUUCCGUGCGGCCCUGCUUCACACAGGCUGCCUUCCUCAAGAGCAAGUACUGGUCCCACUACAUUGACAUUGAGCGCAAGCUCUUUGAUGAGACAUGCACGGAGCACGCCAAGGCCUUUGCCAAGGUCUGCAUCCAGCAGUUCUUUGAGGCCAUGAACCACGACCUGGAGUUAGGUCAUGCCCAUGGGGCACUGGCUGUGGCUCCUGCUGCCUCGGCGACCACAAGCCCCCUCAACGGUGCAGAGGAAGAGAGGGAGAAGCUGCGGGGCAUCACUGAUCGGGGUGCCAUGAACAGGCUGCUCACCAGCUGGCACAAAUGCAAACCACCCCUGCAGCUGGACCAGGAGGAGCCAUUGCUGAACAAUGGCUGGGCAGGGGAAGGGGCCCGGCCCCCACGCAAGGAGGUGGCCAUUUACUUCAGCAAAGUGUGA
Molecule: messenger RNA, 1035 nt
Organism: Otolemur garnettii (small-eared galago)
Lineage: Eukaryota; Metazoa; Chordata; Mammalia; Primates; Galagidae
Gene: CALHM1
Product: calcium homeostasis modulator 1
Exons: 2
Coding region: 1-1035 (344 amino acids)
Molecular function (GO): monoatomic cation channel activity
Source: RefSeq, a predicted model, not a curated record